AAAAAAGUUAUCUUAUUGUCAAUGUGGUAACUAAUUUGAGGAUUUGUUUGUUAUUUACUAUUUAAUCAUUUAUUACGCGUUUCGUCGGUGAAAGUCAUAUGCAUUUAAAAGAAAAUAGCACGUUCCACAAUAUUUAGGUCGAACCGCUAAAAAAUAUAGUUUAUACGCUAAUAACGUCCGUUUUCUUGGAGAGCCUGAAGUUGAUCGGAUUAGAAGCAUGGCGGUUUGGCAGAAUAAGUGGCGCUGGGACACAGCGUACAGCGCCGACUCUGUGGAGUGGUGUCCCGUAGAUCCAUAUAGGGAUGUGCUUGUUUGUGGCACUUACCAGCUGGACAAUACGGCUGAAGGCAACGCGGCAUCGAGACAAACGAGAUUAGGAAAAAUAUAUUUAUUUGCUAUAAACGAAAACACUGCAGAGUUGGCGCCUAUUCAUUCGAUUGACACCUCAGGGAUAUUAGACCAAAAAUGGUGUUACCACAAAUUGCAAAACCUGCCCACACUCGCUGUUGUAACAUCCGUUGGUACUCUGCAACUUUACCAGCUGACCAAUGAAAGUGGAGUAUUACAGCUGACGUUAUGGUUAGAGCAUACGAUUUGCGAGAACGGGUUAGCUCUCUCCGUUGACUGGUCGACUAACAAAACGCAUGCAGACGAACCUUAUCUGGCAGUCAGCGAUUCAGCUGGUUGUAUUCAUAUUUUGAGAAUAGUGGAAAAUUGUGUUAAAGUGCUAGGGAAAUGGGAGAGCCACAGUUUCGAGGCGUGGAUCGCUGCAUUUAAUUACUGGAAUUCUGACGUCUUUUAUUCAGGGGGCGAUGAUUGUAUGUUUAAGAGCUAUGACAUCAGAGUGCCUGAUGUUUCUACGACUGUGAACAAGAAACACGAGGCUGGCGUCACCUCUAUACGGAGCCAUAUUGAUGACGAGUAUCAGCUAUUGACUGGCAGUUAUGAUGAAAAGGUUCGCCUCUGGGACACGAGAAAUCUAAAGUGUAGCGUUCGAGAGCUGGAUGUCAACGGCGGCGUGUGGCGAUUAAAAUGGCACCCAAACAAGCCAUGCACUGUUCUAGCGGCCUGUAUGUACGGCGGGUUCCGUGUACUACGCGUCAAUGACGAAAUGGAGGUCCUCAGCGAGUACUUAGAACACGAGAGCAUCGCGUACGGGGCUGAUUGGAAAUGCAACAGUGACCUUGUAGCGACUUGCUCCUUUUACGACUGUAAAAUGCAUAUCUCUCAAAUUAUAAUGUAGUGCGAAUGUGAUUUGGUUUUCGUU
Messenger RNA from Spodoptera exigua (beet armyworm), 1267 nucleotides. Lineage: Eukaryota; Metazoa; Arthropoda; Insecta; Lepidoptera; Noctuidae. The record is from the annotation of a GenBank genome assembly.